Panicum virgatum (switchgrass) is the source of this 1858-nucleotide messenger RNA. RefSeq names its product hippocampus abundant transcript 1 protein-like. Gene Ontology annotation, biological process: transmembrane transport. The record is from RefSeq and is a predicted model, not a curated record. The transcript is spliced from 13 exons. Lineage: Eukaryota; Viridiplantae; Streptophyta; Magnoliopsida; Poales; Poaceae. Gene Ontology annotation, molecular function: transmembrane transporter activity. Bases 76 to 1437 code for a protein of 453 amino acids.
AGUCACAGAAACGCAUGCGGUUUUUCGUUUAUCUCCUCAGUUCGCGGAGAAGUCCAGCAGCGCCGCGCCAGCGCCAUGAAGGACUUCGCGGGGCUGGGGCACCUGUUCGUGGUGUCCUUCCUCUUCUACUUCUCCUCCUUCAUGGUGAUCCCGGCGAUCACCGACGUCACCAUGGAGGCCGUCUGCCCCGGCCGCGACGAGUGCUCCGCCGCCAUCUACCUCAGCGGCUUCCAGAACGCUGUCACCGGGCUGGGGGCGCUCGUGGUGACCCCCGUCGUCGGCAACCUGUCGGACAGGUACGGGAGGAAGGCGCUGCUGACGCUGCCGGUGACCGUGGCCAUCUUGCCGCUGUUAAUCUUGGCGUGCAACCGCUCCGACUUGUACUUCUACGUGUAUUACGUGGCAAACAUCGUGGCCGGGAUCUUCUGCGGCGCCAACAUGCAUUGCCUAUGCCAUGCCUACGUGGCGGACCACGUGGGGCCCCGGCGUCGCGCGGCGGCGUUCGGUCUCCUCUCCGGCGUAUCGGCAGCCGGGUUCGUCUCGGGUACCCUGACCGCGCGCUUCCUCGCCACCUCUUCCACCUUCCAGGUCGCCGCCGCCGUCGCUAUGGUGGCCGCGCUUUACCUCAGGGUUUUCCUACCCGACUCCGGCGGCGUCUCCUGCAGUGACGAAGCCUGCGAUCCGCUCCUCCAGGCUUCAUCCUGCACCUCCUCCACCUCGUCUUCCGCUUCAUCCUCCGACUCCGAUGAACACCUCUCGCCAAGGCUUCCGCCACAGAAGGGCGGUUUGCCGUCUCCAUCCGACAUGUUUGCGCUUCUAACUAGCAGUUUGGCCUUGUCAGGGGCAGCAACCAUCACUUUCUUCUACAGUCUAGGUGAACAUGGCCUUCAAACUGCAUUGAUGUACUACCUGAAGGCACAGUUUGGUUACAGCAAAGAUGAGUUUGCCAAUCUUCUUCUAAUUGUUGGUGCUGCUGGAAUGCUAUCACAGCUAAUUGUAAUGCCUAUCCUGGCCCCAAUUCUGGGUGAAGAGAUACUGCUUAUCGUCGGGCUGCUAGGAGGAUGCACUCAUGUUUUCUUGUAUGGCAUCGCAUGGUCAUACUGGGUGCCCUAUUUUUCUGCAGCAUUUGUAAUUUUGAGUGCCUUUGUUCACCCAUCUAUAAGAACCAAUGUAUCAAAAAAUGUCGCAUCAAAUGAGCAGGGAAUUGCUCAAGGAUGUAUAUCUGGGAUUAGUUCUUUUGGCAGCAUAUUAGGUCCCCUCAUUUUCACUCCCUUAACUGCAUGGUUCCUUUCUGAAACAGAGCCCUUCAACUUCAAAGGUUUCAGUAUUUUGUGUGCUGGCUUUUGCACCCUCAUUGCAUUUAUUGUCAGUAUGAGGAUACGUGGGGCUCAAUCCAGUGCAUGCAAAAAGAGCACCGUUCAGCAUGAACAAGCAUGACAUAGUAUAGUGUUGUCUACUAGGUUUUUAUUAUUCUGUCCAUGUACAUAGACACAAAAGGACAGGAUGAAAGAAGCGUAACUUGAAGCAAAAAGACAAGGUAUAACCGUAUAAUGACAGAAACUGCUGGGAAAACAUGGUUUCAGGAGAAUGAAUUAUCCAAUGCAAUCAGGCAUUUAAACGUUGCAUAUUGCAAGCUAAACUGCCACGCCCUCGAGUAAGUUCAGUAGUGCUGUAAAUUUGCUGCUAGUAGCACGAAACUAGACCACUGCAUCUUUUGUCUGUUGUUUCACUGCUUCAGAGUGUCCACGAACUAGCGUUUCCAUACUCAUAGAAGCAGUUCGAGAAGAAUUUGAAUCAGAAAGCAGUAAAGUUGUUCCAGACGGUUCCUGCUUUUUAUAUGUAUAUUUUUGAUUGGCUA